Helicoverpa armigera (cotton bollworm) is the source of this 1656-nucleotide messenger RNA. RefSeq lists its product as uncharacterized. Lineage: Eukaryota; Metazoa; Arthropoda; Insecta; Lepidoptera; Noctuidae. The record is from RefSeq and is a predicted model, not a curated record. The transcript is spliced from 2 exons. Bases 1 to 1656 code for a protein of 551 amino acids.
AUGACACGAUUCUGGGAAACUGAAGAAAUCUCAGACACUGCCGCCUUAACUAACGAAGAUCAGUAUUGUGAGGACUUUUAUAAAUCCACUACGGAAAGAUUAGCUGACGGGAAAUACGUGGUGCAAAUGCCCAUGAAAGCAAACUACAGCGCUCAACUAGGAGCUACUAAGUCGCAAGCCCAAGCUCAGUUCCUACAACUCGAGAGGAAAAUGCUAAGGAACAGUGACCUACGCAGGGAAUAUCAUCGUUUUAUGGAGGAGUACAUUUCCCUGGGUCACAUGAAGCCCAUAACUGCGGAAACGCGUAGUAAAAAUCAAGUAUAUUUACCACAUCACGGGGUUCUAAGGGCAGAGUCUACAACGACAAAAUUGAGAGUUGUUUUUAACGCAUCUUACAAGGCGAACAAUAACAACAGCUUGAACGAUCUUAUGUAUUCAGGCCCAAACUUACAAAAGGAUAUGUUUACCCUACUUAUUAACUGGCGUACGUAUCGAUACGUCUUCACGGCAGAUGUCGAGAAGAUGUUUAGAUAUAUAUGGCUGAAAGAAGAACAACAGCAUCUACAAACUAUUGUAUGGCGAUCUUCUACGGAUGAACCUUUACGUGAAUGGCAACUAUGCACUGUAACCUACGGCAUGAAAAGCGCGCCUUUUCUAGCCAUGCGCACAUUACAUCAACUAGCACAGGAUGAAAAGGAUAAUUAUCCUGAGAGCGCCAACGCCUUACAAAAUUACUUCUACAUGGACGAUCUCGUCCAUGGCCAGAACAGCAUUGAGGAUGCGAAGAGGGUGGUCGCUGAACUCAUUGCACUACUGAAAAAAGGCGGUUUCAACUUAAGAAAGUGGACGAGUAACGAAGCAUCUAUACUAGAGGGCUUGCCAGAUAACCAGAAAAGCACUAAAGCUAAUAUAGAAUUCAGCCCUGAAACCUCCAAUACGAAGAUGUUAGGGAUGAUGUGGAAUCAAAAACAGGAUACAUUUACUUAUCAAUGGAGACUAUGUGAGCAGAAAUCUCUGACGAAACGAAUAUUAUUGAGUGAGAUAAGUAAAUUAUACGAUCCUCUUGGUUUCCUAUCGCCUGCGACUAUAAAAGCAAAACUACUUUUUCAAAAGGUUUGGAUCAGCAAAACCAACUGGGAUGACAGUUUGCCGUAUGACAUAACUGCAGAGUGGGAAAAAUUGAGAAAGGAAUUUCCUUCUAUCAACAAGAUUUCGGUUACACGAUGGCUUCAGUGUACAGAGGAUACAAUCGAGAUUCACGGCUUUUGCGACGCAAGCGAAAAGGCAUACGCGUGUGUCGUUUAUAGUCGAGUGAAAAACAGCAAUGGAGACUUUACAACUACGAUAAUCGCCGCUAAAACAAAGGUGGCGCCGCUUAGUAAAAAGAUGUCUUUGCCUAGACUGGAACUCUGUGGAGCACUGUUACUCGCCAAACUUAUGGAGAAAAUUAAGAGCACUCUUUCUUACAAAAAUCUCCAAAUACAUUGCUGGAGUGACUCGAAGGUCGUUUUAGCAUGGCUACAGGGAGACAUAAAUAGGUGGGACAAGUACGUCGCCAAUAGAGUGACACAAAUAAACAAUAUUAUCCCUGCUAAACAAUGGGACUACGUUAAGUCGGAAGAGAACUCUGCGGACUGUGCUACUCGAGGGCGAUGA